Saccostrea cuccullata (small rock oyster) is the source of this 4034-nucleotide messenger RNA. RefSeq names its product beta-1,3-galactosyltransferase brn-like. Gene Ontology annotation, cellular component: Golgi membrane. The transcript has 2 exons. The record is from RefSeq and is a predicted model, not a curated record. Lineage: Eukaryota; Metazoa; Mollusca; Bivalvia; Ostreida; Ostreidae. Bases 554 to 1858 code for a protein of 434 amino acids. Gene Ontology annotation, molecular function: UDP-glycosyltransferase activity; hexosyltransferase activity.
GAAAAUACCGCUAUAUGGCAUUAGUAUGAAGUGUGGGGGAUGACAGUUAACUUGCACGGCAGCGGCCAACCAUUUAUAGCACCCAUUUAUAAAUUUUGCAAUAACCAGCAUUUCUGUCGAGUAACUAUGAGUUCAGAGGGGAAUAUGGAAUAUGAAAGUAAAGAAAUGUGAAGGCAAACGACAAAUGAAGAUCUCGUGAAACCGUUCUUUCAUGCGUCCCAUGUCCGCUUUGAUCAGAAUUGACGUGUAUACACUGUAUAGUACCUGCAGAUCAAAUAGCGUUGUAAAAAUGCUUACACAGUCACCGGAACUGAAUCUAAAUUGCAGCUUUGAAAGCCGGGUAUGUACGGUGUAGUAUAACAAUUGUCACGCUUGAGAAAUAUUCAAUAGUUGACCGUAAAACUUGUGGGAUUUUAAUUUCCAGACCGUCUUGACUGAACUCUUUACUGUUGUUGAAGAUUUCAUGAAAGAGUGGAUUAUAAAUCAUGUCCAGUGGGUAUAUGGUGACUAAAUGGAGAAAUGUACAUGAAUCUCAAAACCAGAAUCAAUUCACAUGUUAGAGAAAUUGAAAAGACGCACGAUGAAAAAAUUCAGAUGCAGGAGGAUACUGUUGGGGAACUCGCUACGGAACUUUCUCAUUAUCGUCGCUCUGUGUCUGUCCGUGCUGAAUAUGAUGAACUGGGUGUAUUACAACUACUCCGAGGCUCUUGUUCAAGCCUAUAACAAAUAUUCCCCAUCGUCCACUGUGGUCCAAAUAGCACGUUCUCAGUUCGCACUGUCCACCUCAAAAGUUGUAGCAACGCAGAAGAAAUCACCUGUAGUAAACCAGAACAUUAAAAGACGUUAUCCAUAUUUUGAUCCGAGUGAUACCUAUGCGGAGAAUGGGGUUUACAUGGAAGUCGGACCUCCCCUUGACACUACAGAUAUUAGGAAAAAGAAACUUAAUUUUGAUUCGAGAAAGUAUCCAUUAGAGAUAGAUCUUGUUCAACUUACAAAAAAUAUUUUUGAAGGAAAGAAAAUCAAAAACAAACAAAUUAAUCCUCAUCCUUUUCAGUUUGUACAUGAAGCUGAAAAUGCUUGUCAGUUUGAAAAUUUGCAUAUGGUUGUUCUUGUGAAAUCUAAAGCAGAUAAUUUUAAAAAUCGCGAAAUCAUCCGACAGACUUGGGGAAAUCAGUCCCUUUACAAUGGCGUGUCUGUAGUCUUUCUGCUGGGAAAAAUGGCAAAAUUUGAUAAAGAAAUCGCCCAAGAAGCUCAAAAAUACAAGGAUAUAGUACAAGAAAACUUUAUCGAUCAGUAUUCUAAUAAUACAUUGAAAACAAUCAUGGGUUACAACUGGGUAGUGCGGCAUUGUCCAAACGCAAACUUUAACCUUUUUGUUGAUGACGAUGUGUUUGUUAUUGUUAAGAACCUGGACAGCUACCGUCAGAAUAAAGACAAAGAACCUCGACUUAUGUUGGGAAAGUUACUACCACGAUCUACGCCAUUUAGAGACAACGGUUCCAAAUGGUUCGUUUCGUGGGAAGACUAUCCGUUUGAUAAAUAUCCGCCAUAUUUAGCUGGCGGUGGCAUUCUGAUGUCUUGGGAUGUGACUAGAGCGUUUGCCGCUGCCUUUCCUUAUGUGAAAACAAUUUCAAUUGACGAUUCCUAUUUAGGAAUUAUAGCUAGAAAGCUCAAAUUAUCCCCACGUAAUCAUGGUGGGAUGGUUAUCAUGAACCCCGGCAAGGACACGAAGGCAGCCAUGUCUAUGAAUUUUGCAACGGUUGUGGCCUUUCAUCGCAUUCCUUCUCCCGAGUCCAUGAUGGCUACAUGGAAUCAAUAUAUAGCUAAAUAUCCCAUUAAACCAAAGCCAAAGAGGUAACGCGAGGAAUGAAGUAGAUUUAUUUAUCAACGUAGAUUCCUCGCUGCUAUUGUUAUUGUCUUCAACAUUCCAUUCAAUACUUCUGUGUAAAGAAAAAAAUACAAAGAACAUGCAUUAUCAAAAAUUUGAUUUUUUCUGUUUGAAAAUGGUUAUGGAACUCGAUGUCAAUAUGGGGUUCCUUGUUGUCAUUUAUCAGACGGAACUUUCUGUUAACGAAAGGGACUACACCACAUAGACGAUACAUAUCUGUAAUACAGGAGAAAUAAUUCUACAGGUUACCAAACUAUUCUGUGAUAUGUGUGUCUCCUUUAUGAUUGUGAGUAAUGUGUUCAUGUUGAUUCUGUUCUAUUCUAAUUAUUUUGCAUCAUUUGUAUUUGUCAUUUAGUCAUUUUUUUCAAUGUUUUGUUUUAUACUCGAUUUUUAAAUCGCAUUUCAGAACUCCCAGUUUUUCAAAUGCAUAAUGCCCUAGCCACUGGUGAAUGGUUUUGUCCAUAAGAAGAUGAUUUUUUACUUGUAUGUGUACUUUAAGAUUGAUUCGUAAUUUUUUUGUUGUUGUUGUCAGUGACGUUUACAUACUCAUAUGUAUAGACUGUGUAAACAACUUUGUGUGCCUGAUCGAUUUAUGAUAUUUAAAAAUGAUCUCAUAUGAAAUUUAAGUUCAUUAUGAUCAAUAUUUCAAUUUUAGCCAUAAUACUCCAGAGCGAAAUACAAUUAACUUACCUAAAAUAAUGUAGUUAUUGCUUGUUUGAAUAUAACCGAUUUUAUGUUCAACAUUAUCAAUUCCAUGUUGAUUUCAGCCGUAAAUAGUACUAUAAAAUAAAAGCAAAGUACACUAGUAUAAUAAUGCAUUUAAUGCUUGUUUGAAUGUUACUUUGAUUUAAUAAUAACAAGAAUGAUAUAGAAUGUGAUACAUUGUAUAUGCAUUGAUUAGAUAUGGAGCUUUCCAGCAAUUACAUUUUCUAUUUUGAGGUUAUUCGUUAUUAGUAUUUGCAUUUUGAAGUAUGUCCAUCUUUAUUUGAAAUUACCGUUUUAAUAUUGUCAAAAUGGUACAUAUUUGUACAAUAUUUACGGGUUCUAAGCCAGCAUAAUUUUAUUGCACCAUGAAGGAGUUCUUUUAUGAACCAGAAUUGUACACUGGGAAUAAGUGUCUUGGGUCGCUGGUAUAGAAAACUUUUGGUGUUGGUUACAUACUUUUGCGCAUGCGUUGCUCAUAUUCUCGCAGAUUUGGUGUUGGAAGUGCAAUUACUUACUUUUUAAUUUGCCUGAGCAUCAAGUUGUAUUUUUCCCCUAACUAAGAUAACUCAUAGACAGCUGUCAUAGACCUUAAGUGAUUUAGGUCUAUGAAUAUCUAAAGGGAUACAAAAUUAUAUGUAGCAAACUAAUUGUUACCUUCACUCAAAUCUAUAUAGUAGUAUUGCUUCGGGCUUCUUACAGUUUUCACAGGAAAGUGAUAGUUUGAAUGGUAAGAUUCUAACAACCUAUGCUUGAAAUGUUAUCUUUCGAAUACCUAUACUAUUUUUUUUAUUGAAGUAAAAAAAUCUUAAUAAUACAGUAAAACAUGUCCUAUUUUAUUGAAUUUUCUUUAUCAUACUUUUAAAGAAAAAGAGAGAAUAAUUAAAUUUUCUGAAGGGGAAGCUAUGCUUCUGCUCCUAACCUUUUUGAAUAUAUUGCUUGACUACAUUUAUACCCAUAUUUUUAUUCUUAUACUUACUCAACUGAGUUUACAGUUUAUUACAAACUCUGAAAAAUAAACAGAUUAUUAAAAAUCUUAUUCAUUUUAACCUUUCCUGUAUUUGUCUUUAUACUUGAUUAAAUGUUGGAAGAAUUAUUGGAAAUUUUAAGUAAAUUAUAAAUAAAAACCGUACUUUGUGGGAAAAAAAUGUAGGUUACGAACAAACAAGAAGAUGUUCAUUGGUAAUUUUAGAGAAAUCUCGAUUGAUGAAAAGAACAUCCGGAUUUGUGGUGAUGCAAUAUUUGAUUAAUGGUUGCUCACAUAAAUUCUUUGUCAUUUUCCCAACUUUUCUGAAACCGUUCUUGUUUUAUAUGAGUUGAGGAAAAUUGCUAACUUUUUAUUUUAUUAUAAUACUCUUGUAAAGAAAUGUUAUGUACAUUUGUAUGGGAAUUUUUCCCAUAACUAUGUGUAUGUAUAGUCAUUAUUUUUGUAAAAAAAAAAAUG